Molecule: messenger RNA, 3300 nt
Organism: Henningerozyma blattae CBS 6284
Lineage: Eukaryota; Fungi; Ascomycota; Saccharomycetes; Saccharomycetales; Saccharomycetaceae
Gene: FYV8
Product: Fyv8p
Exons: 1
Coding region: 1-3300 (1099 amino acids)
Source: RefSeq, a predicted model, not a curated record
AUGUCGGAUAAUAUUGGAAGAAAAAAAUCUUAUAGAUGGGUCAGUGCAUCAACAGCUUCAUAUGAUGGUGCAGAUUGGGAUUCGAGUGAUGAAGAAUCAAAUUCUAUUAGCAGAAAUAAUACAAUCAAUAAGUUACCAGAAUUACCAAAAUUAGGUUAUGCAAGCACCCCUGCAAAUCAAAUAGAAACAAUUAUUGAAAAUGACAUUGAAGAAACUAAAACGCAAUCUGAAAUAGCACACGAUAAUAUUGACAAUACUUUUACAAAUGAAUCUUACAAUAACAGCAAUUGCAAUUCUACUUCAAAUUGCGAGCAAGAUCAAGAUAUACCCAUCAAACCUGAACCUUUAAAGAGACGUCCUCAGCCUUUAAAAUCUUCAGCAACUCAUAAUACUUCUAUACCUGAAAGAAAACACUCUAAUCUACAAGAAACUCAGCAUGUUAAAGAGGAUUUAGAUUCCUUAAUGAAUCAAAUCUCAGAUGAAAUGAAUAAUGAAAUCCCCUCUGGUGUAGAAGUAAAUCCUAAUAAUUAUAAUGAUAUUCCACAGGAAAGCGAUGAAUUUAGCGUUUCGAAAGAAGGUUAUUUCUCAAAGUUUGUAGAUUCGGAUGGAGAAGAUGAUAAAUAUGAUUUGGAUAAUGACAAUACUACUAAAGACGAUGAUAAUGAUAAUACUCAAAUUGGGAAGUAUAAAGAAAAGGAUUUUAGAAGUAGAUUAGUUCCAGAUGAUGAUUUGGAAUCUACAAAAUCUAUGAGUUAUGUCAUCGGAGAUGAAGCACAGUUUGUUGCACAGCCAGAACAAGAACAAGAAAAAGAAAAAGAACAGGGGCAAGAAAUUCAACCUCAAGCACAGAUUCAGCCUCAAGAAAUACAAGAUAAUUUAAAAGAAAUUAAUGAAAAUGUUUAUUCUUCUAGUCAUAAUAACUCCUAUGAAGAUGCCAAAAUUGGCAAGCACCCAACUAAUAAUAGAAACGAUGAUGUUGAGAAUUAUUCGCCUGUAAAUAGGUCAAUGGUACCAAGUAAUACUUUUAUAGAUGAAAAAGAGAAGGGCAUUGAUUCAGCUACCGAUAAGAAUGUUAUUUCACCCAAAAAAGAGGAAGAAGAAACUGAUUCUGAAUUUGCACAUGAAUCUUUUUUGGAUACAUAUGGAAAUUCAUCUGAUUCUGAUGACGCUGAUGCAAAUCAAAGUGAUAAUUAUAUAGAUGAACAGCAACUAAACAGCACUACUCAACAGGGAUAUCAAGAACCUGUCAAUGAACCUGUCCAACAGGGACUCCAAAAUCUGGAUUCCCCCAGUAAAAAUAAUAUUCUAAGACACACUUCUAAAACAAAUUUACAAUAUAAAUCAGGAUAUUCAUCAGAGGAAAAUACAGAGAAUAAUGAUCAACUAACUACCAAUAAUGAGGACGAGUACUUUAAUGAUGAUACUUUAUCCUAUACUGAAUCUAUUAAGUAUUCGCCAUCACAACAACAACAACAACGACUAUCUCCACGGAAUAUUAGAAGAGAUAGUAGCGAUGAAGAUGUAUUUAAAUUUAAAGAUAUUAAAAGGGAAUCAAUAUUAGAAACUAGCGAUGAAGAUAAAAAAGAAAAUUCUGAAAAUGAACUUGAUUCAGAUAAUAAUCUAAUACGACCAUCUAAGUCUGGGUAUUUCAAAAAAAUGGUAGACAGUGAUGACUCAGAUUCUCCAGCUAAUCAAAUAUAUGACUCUAGUGAAGAAGAAGAUUUCAUUGAAAGAGACACUAUGAAUGAUAUAGAUAAAGAAGAAACUGAUAAAGAAGGUAAUAAAGCACGUGAAACUAGCGUAUCUAAUGUUAGAAAUAAUAGCAAUAAAACUAUGGAAGAUAGUACCUCCAAAGUAAGUGAACCUACAAAUUCCGUGAUUAAUUUUGAUAGUAGUGAUGAAGAUAUUGAUACAGAUAUAGAAAGAAUGAAUAGUUCUGAGGAAUCUGAUGUGGACGUUCAUUUCACUAGUAAAGAGAAAGAAAAUGAUGGAAAAGAAAUCAAAAGCCCAAACAUUGGUUUAGAAGAUACCAAGGAUGAUAGUCUUAUUGAUGAUGAACAUAUGGAACAUGAUACUUCAUCUAGGAAGAGUUCGAAAGAGGUGGAUGGAGAGCCUUGGAAGCCUGAUACUGAUGAAUUCAGAUCACAAUUCGUACAAGACACAUCUAAUAAUCCUCCACCAGGAUAUGUGUAUGAUGGCGAAGGUAAUUUAAUCGAUUUAACACCAGCAAGUAUGAAAAAUACACGUGUUGUUUCUACUUACACGGAUGUGACUAGUCAAUGGAAUGCCUUCCCAUCAAAUGGUGGUGAAGAAGUUGCAACUAUUAGGGAUACAGCAACUAUUUAUGAUAAUAACACCAUCUAUAAUGUGCCUGGGUUAAUUUCAAAUCAAUCUAACUUACCACCACUUCCUGCAGAUGCAUCUAUUGUUGCAGCUACUGCUCAAGCAGAGGUAGACUCGGCAGGAACCAAAACUGCUCCUCCAUCAAUUACACCUUUGGAUACUACAUUCACGCAACCUAAGGCGCCAACUGCUAUCUCCACUCCUACUGUUGAUACUCCAUUAACUUCAUCUACUACAAUUAAGAGUGGAUCUCCUUCAAAGUCUGGUAGAGCAGGAAGUGUUAUAGACACGCCACACUCCAAGAGUAAUGCCACAUUAUCAUCUGUUCCAAUGGCCAAAUCAGAAUUAUCUACCAAUUCAUUAGAUCCUGUAUUAUCAGGUGAAAAACCAUCAGAGACUCAAUUCAAAGAAGUAUUCCAUUCUCCAGAAUCUAGUAGUAAUGAUUUAAUCAAAUUAGCCCAGUCCAACGUAGUACCGUACCUUGACAUGAAUAAAGUUUUAUCAAGUACAAUAUCGCAUCCUUCCAAACUAAAACAAUUAAACCAAUAUCAAGAACAAUUACAAAGUUAUGAUUCUGGUAUCCAAAUAUGGAUCAAGCAAACUAUGAAAACUAAUGCAAAUGCAGAGGAUGAGUUUGUAUUUAAAGAUUAUAAAGUUAGUCAUCACGUAAGAGAUGCAUAUGCACAUGCAGAUGAACUAAGUAAAAGGCAUACAGUUAGUGUAAGUAAUACUGUGGAUAGUGUGACGCAUAAUGUAAACCAUUUAAAGAAAAAAGUAUUUAUGCAUUCAAUGAACAUCAAUUCCAAAAAGUUGUUCACUUCUAUCGGCAAAAAAAAUUGUAAUGGCACCCUCAUCUCCACUUGCUCUCUGGUUGUAAAUUCAUUUAUAUACUCGGAGAUUCCACUAAUUAACUAUAUAUAUAUAUGGGUACGUAGUUUCCUUUAUGGAUAUUUUUAA